CCCGUGCCUUGUACGGAUCUCGUGAUCAUGGUGACCAUUGAAUCAAGUCCGAGCCAUACGACAGACAUGGACGGGACGGCGAUAACGGCGCCAGUCGAUAGUACGCCGUAUGGCAGAGCGUGUUUCAGCAGGCCGGAAAAGAAUGCGCUUGUGCGGUUGCACUACGCUCGAUCCAAGGUACUGGGUCCAUUGGAUUCCGACAGCGAGACAGCGACCAUUGUCUGAAUAUUGGAAGAGGCAGUUUGUGUGCGGGUGCGGGUGGCUGUUGAGGGUGAGGCAAGAAAGCGUGACCUGGCUGGGCCCCCUGCCCCAUUGGGCUAAGCCUCGCCAGCGCAUCUCCUCACCGCAACUAGCAGGCGUCCUAUCAGGCGGCACGGCGGGCACAUCCAACACCAGGCCGUGGUACAGUCGGCACGUUUGUCGAGUUGAAUUCACUCUGGACUGGACUGGAAUUCAGCAGCGAGCGAGAAGUGGGGACCAGACGACGCCGCGGCCCUCUCCAUUCUCUAGGUGGUGUGGCUCGUUUAGCCCUCUCGUUGCGAACCCCGCUGACAUGACAUGGCUGUCGUGCUCUCUCGAGUCUCCACGUUGCACAUGCUCGUCGUGCUAGGACCUCGCUUCCUGGCCUAGAGGGGGGUGGAUGAAGGAAUGAAUGGAUGGAGGGUCAUUGUUGUCGAAUUGCCAGUCUCGCGUGGGCGACAUGGACGCUGACCUCAUGCGUGCUUUCGACUCAACCACGUCCAGGUCAUCGGAUGGCCAACCAGCUCCCUCAGUCCAACCAGGCGACUCUGAGUAAUGCCCGGAAAGCGACUUGG
Cucurbitaria berberidis CBS 394.84 is the source of this 815-nucleotide messenger RNA. RefSeq lists its product as uncharacterized. Lineage: Eukaryota; Fungi; Ascomycota; Dothideomycetes; Pleosporales; Cucurbitariaceae. The coding region runs from base 110 to 610 and encodes 166 amino acids. The transcript has a single exon. The record is from RefSeq and is a predicted model, not a curated record.